GCUCGCAGCCCGCCAGGGAGGCGGGCACGGACGGACCCGCGCCGCGCUCCCGGCCCCGACAGCCCCGAGCCCCGACAGCCCCGAGCCCAGCAAAGGGAAGCGAUGCUGAUGCUGGACUGCAGUUCAGAGUCUGGUAGUUUCAGCAACCUAUUUGAGACAGGAACUGGUGUGAAUGCACCUGCAGAUGCCUCUGGUCAGUCUCCAGCUCACUUGGCUGCUUGUGGUGGUGAAGCUUUUUUCCUACUUUGGCAACUGCAGACAGGAGCAAAUCUGAACCAACAGGAUUGCCUUGGAGAAGCCCCGAUACAUAAAGCAGCAAAAGCUGGCAGUUUGGAAUGUCUUGCUCUCCUUGUUGCUGGUGAUGCUAAAAUUGACUUGUGCAACAACAGUGGACAGACAGCAGCAGACCUUGCACUGGAUUAUGGCUUUCUGGAAUGUGCCAAGUUCCUCAGGACAAUUCAGCACACUCAGACAAUGAAACUGAGAGGACAGUCUGGAUACUCGCUAAGUGACAGACAUGGCUUGCAGAGAGAGGAUCCAACUGCACAGAAACAAGAAAGUGAAACCAGCAGAUCCAUAAACAGGAAGAGGAGAAGAUCAGAUGAUCUUGUCUCCUAGCUGCCAGAAGAAACAGCUUGUAAUCCCAACAUGAAAUAAGGGGAAUCUGAAGUCUGAAGAACCAUGACUGGAUGAUACACUCAGCAGUCAGAUGUGUGUGCUGGGACAUUGUCUCCUUCUGAGAAGGAGGAAAGCUUGUUUAUUGUUACUUCUUACAGAAGAAUCUUGUGAGGUUUUUUUUUCCCCUGGAAUACUUGUAUUCAUUCAGUUAUAAAUAAAAGAGAUAGAAAAAAUAAUUCUCUUGCUUUUUCUGUGUAAGUAUGACAGCAAAAUUAAUAAAAUUCAGUAAAUACAGCCAUUCUUUCCCCACACCUAAAAUGCGUCAUCAAGAAUCCCAGCAACAAACAAGGCCUUUGAACAGAUUCAUAAUGGACAAGACAGCUGGCUAAGUGGAAUUUGAAAGGCAGAGGACACUUUAUCUUUU
This is a messenger RNA of Camarhynchus parvulus, 1042 nucleotides long. RefSeq names its product ankyrin repeat domain 37 (gene ANKRD37). The transcript has 5 exons. The record is from RefSeq and is a predicted model, not a curated record. Gene Ontology annotation, molecular function: protein binding. Bases 103 to 618 code for a protein of 171 amino acids. Lineage: Eukaryota; Metazoa; Chordata; Aves; Passeriformes; Thraupidae.